AUGAACGACGCCGGUCCCGAUACUCCCUCCAAGCCUUACGUUGUGCCACAGCUGAGACAACACACUCCCGCCAGGAAGAAUGGCCGUGCCACAGAGCUUCUAACCCGGUUCGACGUGCUGCGCUCGGCCGCCAACGCUGCAUCCCGCAACCUCGGGACCACGCCAGCUCUGAGCAGCAUUCUCGAAUCACCUCCAUACCCUCCAGGCAAUCAUCCGGACAUGGCACAUCUCGCCGAAGAGACCCCGCUCGCUGCCGAGUCUGGGGGGUGGCAAUGCGCUUCGAUACACGACUGCUCAUCAUCCCCCUCCUUUCCAAUCCCUGCACAUUUGCAGCAUCCGAUCGUUGCCUUCAAGAAACUCCUGCCCGAGAGUCUCCUAGGAGGCGAUCCAGACGUGUACCUUGUCUACUUCCAAGAACAGCUCAUGUUGCAGACGAUGGAGCUGACACUUGCGGCGAGGCGGGAAAACCUACCUCGCCAUCUCGACCCUCCACUUGUCUACCUCACGGCUUUGGCCAAUACGGUCGAUAAAGUCAAGCAGCCGCAACGAUAUGCCGCGAAGGUGACGCGAGCAAGGAAACGUGAACAGAUCCAGAAACUUCUUGAUGCUCUCGAGAAAGGAUUCGGGGGGUUGUUGGAGGUCGACGAUUCAGCCGGUCAAGACAAGGUACUGGAUGAAAACGACGACGGGUUCAAUGAUCUUAUCACCACCUACGACUCUGAUCUUCGAAGGCAGCUCGAGGCGUUGAAGCCGCGCAUGGUGGGAUGUCGCUUCACUUUGGGAGUGGUCGUGCUCGUGGUCGGUGUAUUGGCCAUGUUGAUCCACUCCAGGUCUUUGUACUGA
Messenger RNA from Fonsecaea multimorphosa CBS 102226, 843 nucleotides. RefSeq lists its product as uncharacterized. The transcript has a single exon. NCBI's taxonomy places the organism in Eukaryota, Fungi, Ascomycota, Eurotiomycetes, Chaetothyriales, Herpotrichiellaceae. Bases 1 to 843 code for a protein of 280 amino acids. The record is from RefSeq and is a predicted model, not a curated record.